GAGAUUUGUUGUCAUGGCGCUGUCGCUAGAGCACGAGCAAGAGCUGCGCAAGGUCUUCGACGACUACGACGAGGACGGGACCGGCGACAUUGACGCCGAAGAACUCGGCAAGAUCGCCGAAGACCUCGGCGAGCCGCUCUCCAAGGAAGAGCUCGAGUACCUCAUCAUGGAGUUUGACGCUGAUGGCAGUGGCACGAUCGACUGGGAAGAGUUCAUUGCGUGGUGGAAGGUGCCAUUUUAAAAACACCCGUCAAUAUACAGAAUACCUGCUUGCUAAAUACUACUGCAGAAGAGAUGAUGGG
Saprolegnia parasitica CBS 223.65 is the source of this 302-nucleotide messenger RNA. RefSeq lists its product as hypothetical. The coding region runs from base 14 to 241 and encodes 75 amino acids. The transcript has 4 exons. NCBI's taxonomy places the organism in Eukaryota, Oomycota, Saprolegniomycetes, Saprolegniales, Saprolegniaceae. Gene Ontology annotation, biological process: spindle pole body duplication. Gene Ontology annotation, molecular function: microtubule binding; calcium ion binding. Gene Ontology annotation, cellular component: microtubule organizing center. The record is from RefSeq and is a predicted model, not a curated record.